Molecule: messenger RNA, 1987 nt
Organism: Schizosaccharomyces octosporus yFS286
Lineage: Eukaryota; Fungi; Ascomycota; Schizosaccharomycetes; Schizosaccharomycetales; Schizosaccharomycetaceae
Product: paxillin-like protein Pxl1
Exons: 2
Coding region: 300-1583 (427 amino acids)
Cellular component (GO): Z disc; nucleus
Molecular function (GO): transcription coregulator activity
Source: RefSeq, a predicted model, not a curated record
UCCAUAGCAACUACAUAUUAUUUAGAAAUUCUUCCGAAAACUGCGCUAUCGUUAUUAAACAACUUGCCCUCUACCAUUCGUUUUGAGUCUUCGACGUUAGUUUUUGGAUCUUUCAGACAUUUGGUUUGGGAAUUGGAAGAAUUUUUUUCCAGAAAUUUAUGUCUGGUGAACCUUUUGCUUUGUAACAAUAACAGACUUGACUCUUUAUACGUUAAUCACUUUGCUACAUUGCGACUUAAAUAUUUGGUAAAUUUCAUAUUUAGUAGUUGUUUUUCCUUCUCAUUUGAACAUUAUUUCACAUGCAAAAUCCGGUUGUUGGUUUACCAAGAUUCGAGCGUCGCUUGACAGGCCCUCGAGCUGCUCCAGGUACUGCUUCUGAUCUUCCUCCGUCUUUGCCUAGGCUGUCUACUUCUGGCUUUUCUUCUAAUUUAAAUGAAGACAUAGAGAAAAAAUCUGUGCAAUCUCCUAUUAAUAUCGACGCUUGUGGACGUCCAUCGGUAAAUAAACCGACAAGUAUUGAACCUAUUGCUCAAGUCGAUCGCUCCUCGCCUAGCAAACAACCUCGAGUUCGUUUUGCUUUUCCAGACAACUUGAAUUUCAAUCGACGUCCUUCUCCUCCACUCACUUAUAAUGAUCGUCCGCUGCCACGUCACACAUCCCCUUCUUUACCAUUUAUAGAGCAAGAAAAUGCUUUUGAUUCAGAUAUAACUGAGAAUUCUUCCAACGUUAAGUCAGAAUCGAACUUUACUCAACAACCCCAACAUUCUACGUUCGACAGUUACAAAUCAAGUAAUGGUCACUUCCCCUCAAUGUCUAGGAAGUUGCCUUCUACCAAACAAUUCCCCAUAAUCUCUACUCAUGACACAAAUACUAAUUUAGAGUCGCAACAAGAUAUCGCAGGUGAUGAGGACUUUGAAUCCGAUCCAUCUCCCGUUUCCAAACAAUUUAAUCGUAUUCUCCCCAUGCCUCCUGUACAGUUCUCAUGCUCUGGUCCUGCUAGUAAGUCUCAUCUUCACCGCUCAAAUUCAGAAAAAUCAUGUUACGCGUGUGGUUUGUCCCUGCGUGCUGGUCGUAUAAUUACUGCUGCAAAUAAGAAAAUGCACCCUAAUUGCUUUCACUGUGCCACUUGCUUCCAGAACCUAGAGCAUGUUGGUUUCUUUUUCCGUGAUGAUAACUUUUAUUGUCAUUUAGACUAUCACGAGCAAUUUAGUCCUCGCUGUAAAUAUUGUACAACACCUAUAGAAGACCGGGCAAUUCACAUCGGUAAUGAUUGGUUUCAUGAAAAUCAUCACUUUUGUGCUGGUUGUUCAGAAAACUUUCGUGAAAACAGUCCUUGUAUAUUUCGCGAUGACUUAUAUUGGUGUCAAAAUUGUUAUGAUAACAAAUACGCUGUAAAGUGUAACAAAUGCAGAAAACCUAUUUUAGGGGUAAGCGUCAACGGAAUCGAUGGGGAAUAUCACCACGAUUGUUGGAAUUGUGGUGUUUGCAAUCGUUUACUUGGCGACGAUGGUUAUUUUGUCAUUGAAGAUACACCUAUUUGUCGCUCUUGUAAAGCAAUAUCUGUCAAAUUCAACUUAAAAUAGUCACUCUCGGAAUCCGCCGUUGUGAAACUUUAUUUUUUUUCCAAUUGUUGCUCAGUUCAUUUUCAGUCUCUGGCUAUAUUCGGAAUACCACGGCUCUCGUUCUUUAAAAAACAUUUUUUGUCAUUUGGUUGAUUAUCUUCUUUUAUCUUUUGUAUAUGCAUUAAGCUAUGUUAUUUUUUUCCUUUCGAUUUACGACUGUUAUUUACUAUUAAUUUUUUCGAUUUUAUCAAAAACAUCUGAAAUUUUUAUUCAUGCCUACUGCAAACGAGUUGUAUAUAAACUUGUUAAUUGUGAAGACCCAAAAAUCCUUAUUAAAUAUCCCAUUUAACUCAUCUAAACCAAUUAUGCUAGUUUUAAUCUAAGCUAUUUCUUUUUUUUUUGUUUUAGUUAUAGACGUCGCCGGC